Molecule: messenger RNA, 415 nt
Organism: Saimiri boliviensis boliviensis (Bolivian squirrel monkey)
Lineage: Eukaryota; Metazoa; Chordata; Mammalia; Primates; Cebidae
Product: COMM domain-containing protein 6
Molecular function (GO): NF-kappaB binding
Source: RefSeq, a predicted model, not a curated record
GCUGGCCAUGGAGGCGUCCAGCGAGCCGCCGCUGGAUGCUAAGUCCGAGGUCACCAACCAGCUUGUAGAUUUCCAGUGGAAACUGGGUAUGGCUGUGAGCUCAGACACUUGCAGAUCGCUUAAGUAUCCUUAUGUUGCAGUGAUGCUAAAAGUGGCAGAUCGUUCAGGCCAAAUAAAGACCAAGUGCUUUGAAAUGACGAUUCCACAGUUUCAGAAUUUCUACAGACAGUUCAAGGAAAUUGCUGCAGUUAUUGAAACUGUGUGAAGAUGGAUUAUUUGGUUGGUAAACUGCUAUCAUUCUAAAGUCAUGGACUUCACUUUCUGCAACAAAACCAUAUAAGAAUGAAACCUGUACCGAAUGAAAAAUGUACUUUUGCUUUUCCAUUUUUUUAAAUAAUAAAAAAAAAUCCAACAG